Messenger RNA from Telopea speciosissima, 5456 nucleotides. RefSeq lists its product as uncharacterized. The transcript has 5 exons. The record is from RefSeq and is a predicted model, not a curated record. Lineage: Eukaryota; Viridiplantae; Streptophyta; Magnoliopsida; Proteales; Proteaceae. Bases 208 to 5109 code for a protein of 1633 amino acids.
UUGCAGAGAAAUAAUCAGGGUGUUUCCCAGAUUGUCUCAGCUUCUCAACUUCUUUGGGUUGGUUUCUGUUUUACAAGAUUGAGAGAAAGGAAGAGUGGAGGAAGAUUUCUGGCUUGGAUCUGAUUGUCGCGGUUUCAUUUUCUGUUUGAAGAUUUGAUUUUGGUAGUCUGUCUGGGUGUUGAUCGUCUCUUGAAGAGAUAAGGAGAGAUGGGUUUUGAUGUAAUGGGGAUGGGAGUUAGUAUUGGGAAAGGUCUGAUCUUUUCAUUCAGAACUUGUUAUAAAUCAGUCCGUGAUCAUCCCUUCUAUUGGGGUUUGGUGUUUUUCUUCAUUUUCCUGUAUAGAUUUUUUCCUUCUUUGUUCGGACUGUUGGUCUCUUUUUCCCCUGUUCUUGUUUGCACUGCUGCUCUCCUUGGAACUCUUUUGAGUUCUGGGAAUCCACAUAUCCCUGAAAUCGAGAAAGAUGACCAGAGGACCCAUGAGAUUGCUUCUUUGAAAGCUGCAGUUGUUGAAAAUGAUCUUGUUUUUCAGAGAGAUGAGAGCCUUUCUGCAGAAGCCCAUGUGGAGAAGAGAGGGGAAGUUGAAGAGAAGGUGGCAGAGGAGCCAAUGGAUUUGGACGUGGGUAUAGAAGCUAAUAUUAGUAAGGUUGACAAGGACGUGGCUUUCUCAACAAUUAAUGACAAUAAUUUGAUGGGAAAGACCGUUAAGAUUGAAGAAGAUCCAAAAGAAAUUCCUGGGGAGGUGCAAAUGAUCGAGGAGGAGAGAGAGUUUCACAAGGCAGAACUGGUCGAGAAGCAAGAAUUUGAUGAGGAGGACUUACUUAUUGGAGGUGCACCUGGUGCCAGAAAAGACAUUGAUGGUACAUCUUCCAUCAAACUGGAAGAGAAUGAGACUCCCAGAAGGAAGAUUGAUAUGCCUGGUGGUGUGUUUUCCAUUACCCAAGAUUUGUCUUGGAAACAUGUUGAAGGCCAUGCUGAGUCUUGUGAUUCAGAUUCUGAUCGUUCAGAGAGUUCAUCUCCAGAUGCUUCUAUGGCUGACAUCAUGCCAAUGCUGUAUGAGCUCCAUCCACUCUUAGAGUCCGAACCUUCUCAACCUCCUCUUAUAUCCCUUAGGAACUCUACUGCUGUUUUGGAGAGUUCUAACAGAUCCCAUGAUGAUGGCAGUGCUGGAUCAGAAGAGGAGGGUGAGAACCAAGAAGAAGAAGAAGAUGAUGAUGAUGAUGAAGAAGAAGAUGAAGAAGAAGAAGAAGCACAGGGUACCCAAGGGGAUGAAACUAAAGGUGUUGUCACAUGGACAGAAGAUGACCAGAAGAAUCUCAUGGAUCUUGGAACUUUGGAACUGGAAAGGAACCAACGGCUGGAGAGUUUAAUAGCAAAGCGAAGGGCAAAGAAACUCAUGAGGAUGGAAGCUGAGAAGAACCUGAUAGACUUGGAUAGUAAUGAUCCUCCAUUUUCUAUUGCUCCUAUUUCGACGAAGCGAAACCCUUUCGACCUUCCUUAUGAUUCCUAUGAGGCCAUGGAUUUACCACCCAUUCCUGGUUCUGCUCCCUCAGUCAUGUUACCUAGACGAAAUCCUUUUGAUAUUCCCUAUGAACCAUAUGAAGAAAAACCCAAUCUCACAGAAAACAGUUCCCAACAAGAGUUCAUUCCAUUUCAACCGAAGGACUUCCAGUUCAGAAGGCAUGAGAGCUUCAGUGUGGGAGUUUCUGUAGAACCUAAGCAAAGGAGACAUUUCAGCCCGUAUUUCGUUACUGAACGAAUGGCUUCGGAGGGGGUAGAAUAUACCAUGUUUCAGAGACAAUAUAGUGAGAAGAGUGAUUCUAAGGUAAGUUCUGUUCCUGAAACAGAAUCAGCUUCUUCGGCUGCGGAUCAAGAAGAUCAUAGCACACUUGCUGAGCAAGAAUUACCUCAAGAAGGUGACCCGAUCUCUCACAUGGACCAUGCUUCUGAUCAUGUUGAAUGUGGAAGCCAAUCUUCCGAAGUAGACUUGGUGGAGAUUGAUCCUGAAGAGAAGAAAGCUGUUAAAGUUGAUGAUAUUGAUAUCAAAAGGGUCAAUGAGGAACAGAGAAUGAUGCAUGUUGACUGCACUUCUAAUCAUGUUGAAUGUGAUAGCCAGUCCUCUGGAGAAUUAGAUUCAGCAGAGGUUUAUCCUGAAGAGAGGAGAGACUUUGAUGUUGACGGUGUUAAUAUGAAUGUGGUUGAUGAGGAAACUGUCCAUGAGGUUGAACUGCAGCCCCACCAGUCAGGAUAUGUUGGUUCGCUUGUGGAAGCUGACAAAAGUGAGGUUCAUGCAGUAGAUGAGAAAUGCACCGAUUCAAGCUCAUCAUCGUCGGAAGUGCAUGAAAAAUUAUUCCAUAUGGAAACAGAUGAAGGAUCAAGGGAUCAAGAGCUGAAAAGGGAUGAUAAUACUGAAGGGUCAAAUGAUUCCAAUCGAUCAUCUCUCACUGAAUCUGAUUUUAAUCUUAGGAACCGGAUCAUGGAAAGUGGGGAUGAGAGUCAAACAAAGGAGCCUGUUUAUGAUUCAAGCCCCUCAGGGAUUGAGAAGACACUCUCUAACAUGACAUCCAUCCAGGAAGCUUUAUUUUAUGUGGAUAAGGGGGUUGUCACCUCUACUCCCUCCAUAGCUUCUGACUUGCAAGUAGAUGUCUCUGAAGUUGGUUCACCUCCGGUGUUAGUUCAUGGAGAAGAUGGUGAAUCUGUAGCUUAUGGUGGGAGGUCAAUUGAGAUAUCUCCUGGCAAUGAACGUAUUUGGAUGGCCUCAUCUAACCUUUGUGCGAUUGAUGAAAAUGAAUCGAGGUCAAUGCCAGUUACAGAGAUUAGUGACCACGAUGUUAUAGAGGUUGGAUUUUCAGGAAUUAGCCAGAAUCCUGAUGAUCCUCGUGUUCCAAAAGCAGUAGUUGGGGAAGUUUCAAGUGGCUCAGGUUCAUCUUCAUUGGAGACUAGAUUGGGAGAGGAGAGUCGGAUAAGUGAGGAUGUACAUUUUCAGUUGAAGCAGAAUCAGGUCUCUUUUUCAAGUUCUGAUGAAGAUUUCCAACAGCAUGAUGCCAAUUUGAAGGUGGACACCCUGGAUUCCAGUUAUUCAAAUGCGGUAUCAUCUGAAGAUUCAAAAUCUUCUGAAUUGGAGAAACCCAUAUCUUUGAUGGAGAAAUUGACUGUUCAUCCAUCUUCUGAUGGUGAUCAUGAAGAAACUCAGGACUCAUCUGCUCUUCUGGUAAAGUCCAUUGAGGAAGGAAAUGUCCAAACACCUGAGGACGAGGAUUCAUCAAGUUUAUCUAUGUUGACUGUUCCAGUCCCUGUCCUACCCGAGGUCUUUGAGAUCAAGUCUACUACUGCUCCAACUGAUAUAAAAGAGAAUGUUCUUGUAAGUAUCCAAAGUGGGGAGGAAAGUCCAAUCUUCGAGAACCAAAGUGAUUCAGUAAAAGCGAAAGGGUCGCAUGUCACUAAGGAAGAAUUCAGCGAAGAGGCAGAGGGAAUCAAAGAGAUCGAUGAGGCAAUUCUGUCAGAAUUGGACACAGUUGGUGAUUUCAGUGUCAAAGAGUUGGGAUUAAGCAUGGAUCAGAAAGAAAAGAACUUGAGUUUGGAGGAGCAGGAGAGUCUGCCUGAGCUGCAAGUCCUUGGAGACAGGCCUGUUGAAGAUAUUGAGGUGGAUUCUGACAAGCUAAGCAAACUUGAAGCUGUUGCAGACUCACCAAACGAGUACAAGACUAGGUCUGCCAAUGUUGGGGUGAAAGUAGAAGUUCUAGAGGUGACUGAAAGUACUUCAGAGUCACAAGUUCUUGAAGCAAGCUCUCUUGAUGAUGCCAAUGUGGAUUUUAAGCAUAUUCCUGAAAGAGUGGUUGAGAAAUCUGUAGUUGUUGAUUUAGUCCAGAGUGAGCCAUUGCCGAAGGAAACUGAAGUUGAGUUUACUGAGUUUGAGCUAACCAACCAAGAUUCAAGUGAAAAAACAAUUGGUUCUGAGCUUCCAGUCGUUGAAGCAAGAUCGCUUGAAGAUAUAGAGUCAGCCUUUAAGGAACUCAAUCAAGGAGUUCAGGAAACUACUGUUACAGAAUCAUUCUAUGAUAAACCAAUGACAGUGGAAACUGAAAUCGGGCCUACUGAUUCUGGGCCAUCUGAAAGUGUCUUAGAUCUGACUGCGACCAUUUCAAAGCUACCAGUUCUUGAAGCAAGUUUAAUAGAAGAUAUUGAUAUGCAGUCUAAUAAAAUCCAUGGAGUUCAGAGCACGAUCAGUACUGAAUCUUUCCAUGAUAAGCUGACAGGGGAGAACAGUGAAGCUGGAUUGGCUGACGCUCGGCCAUCAUCAGGAGACUCAAGUUCAACCGUGACUGAUUCAGAGCUACCAGUUCUUGAAGCGAAGUCUGUUGAAGAUAUUGAUUUGGCUUUAAAGCAACUCCAGGAAGGAGUGCAGAACCCUAGCACUGCUGAAUCUUUCCAUGAUGAACCAACAGGGGAGAAAAUUGAAGUUGGGUUGGCUGACUCUGGCCUAUCAGAAAGAAACACAGAUCUGAUUAGUGCUGGUUCAGAGUUACCAGUUCUUGAGGCAUCAUCUCUUGAAGAUAUCGAUUUGGCUUUCAAGCAACUCCAUGGUGGAGUUCAGGCAAUUGAUUCAUUACACGAUAAGCCCACACGGGAGGAAACUGAAGUCGGGGUUAGUGAAUCUGGGCAAUCUGAUGGAGAAGCAACUAAGAUAAGUUCAGAGCUACCAGUUCUUGAAGCGAAGUCUGUUGAAGAUAUUGAUUUGGCUUUUAAGCAGUUGCAGGGAGGAGAUCUUGAGGGAACUAUCCUUCCUAAAUCAGUUGAUAGGCCACCUGUGGUAGAAUCCCAAGAUGUGGUAGAGACUCAUCUACACCUUCCAGUUGAUGAUGCUAAAUCUUCAGAAGGUCUUGAAGUUGAAGUGAAGGAAAUGGGAAAAGUUGAGAGAGAAUCAUAUUUUGAAGAAUCUGGGAUGCCCCAAGAGAAUAGCAUAAUUGCUGAAGAAGCAAGCCCAGGAGAUAAAGGAACAUCAGAGUGUCCAAGCUCGAGCACAUCAGCUGUGAGACAUAAGAAAGCUGGAUCUCAUAAAUCAAGUUCCAGUUCAAGCUCAAGCUCAGGCUCAAGCUCAAGUGAUUCUGAAUGAGAAGAAUCGAGGAAAGAAAGUAACUUGGCCGUUUGGUAUUUCCCCAUUAUGGUUAUUUCAACAGCCAAGAAACAUUUGGGUUUUAUGGUUUUGAGUUUAAACUGUGGGCUUUGUUUGAUGAUGAUGAUCGUGUUCUUUAUAGAUCUUUUAAUAGUUACUUAGUGUCUGGUUUACUGCUUCAAGAAUAUGGUUUCACGGUCUUGAAGUAUGGAAGUGUGGGAUCUUUAUUUGUUUCCUGCCCAUCUUUUGAGAUACUAAAUAGUUUGAGAUUUCUUUGCAGAAAGUUUUGUAUGCAUCCAUGUACUUUGUAAAUUAUCUUAUCAAUGAAGUGAUUUGGGUAUUCAUGA